AUGUUUGAACCUGAAGAGCUUUUCGUCGUUGAAAGUCCAGCAUGGACAGUUGAUCUUAGUGGAAGUGCUGUAACUGCUAUUGACUAUUCAAUCGAUGGUGCUUUUGUUGCUUAUUCAAACAAACCAGGUAUUAUUACAAUUGCAACUUCAUAUACUGGCGAAAUCAAAAGAGUACUUGAGCAAAAAUAUACAACCAACCCUAUUACAAAAAUUAGAUUCCAUCCUUUCGAAGAAAAUCUUCUUAUUUGCACAAGUAAAGAUGGAUUUAUUUUCUUGUACAACAUCGUUAAAGGCGAAAUGGUUGAAAUGUCAAGACAUCUUGGUAGCAACUUAUUAGCUAUGAAUGUAGAUUCAUUCGGUGAAACAUUUGCUAUUGCUUGCGCAGAUGGUUCAAUUCGUGUUUACGAUCUCGAAAACUUACAGAGAACUAAAGUUCUUGUUAAAAUGGCUUCCCGCACAUCAGCAUCCCAGCAAGUAAAUAUAUACGAUAUUUGUUUCCAUCCGGAAGAUUCGAACGUUAUUUUGGCUGCUGGUUGGAAUGAUCGUGUCCUUUACUGGGAUGUCCGUACAGGAAAUGCUGAGCGUAACAUUGCAGGCCCUCACAUUCGUGGUGCUGGCUUAGACGUACAUAACGAUACAAUUAUAACAGCUUCUGCAAGAGACAAGAAGCAAAUUGAAAUGUGGGAUUACGGAUCAGGCAAGAAGCUUAGAGAAAUCAAUAUCAACCCAGAAACUGCUAAGAAAGAAUGUUAUAUCAACGCUUGCAAGGUAUCUAGAAAUGGCUUGGCCCUUGCCGCUGGUGGCUCUGGCUGCAACUUAACACAGAGCUUCGAAUUUUCUCACGGAACUUAUAUCGGACAAACAGCUCCAUAUUCCUCCCCAGUUUCAUACGUAGCUGUUUCUCCAUUCGGAUCAAGCUUUGUCACCGGAACAGAAAAUGGUGACAUUUCUUGCCAUAUGAUUAGGCUCAAACCAAAUUAA
Molecule: messenger RNA, 981 nt
Organism: Trichomonas vaginalis G3
Lineage: Eukaryota; Parabasalia; Trichomonadida; Trichomonadidae
Product: transcription initiation from RNA polymerase II promoter
Exons: 1
Coding region: 1-981 (326 amino acids)
Molecular function (GO): protein binding
Source: RefSeq, a predicted model, not a curated record